Molecule: messenger RNA, 482 nt
Organism: Fragaria vesca subsp. vesca
Lineage: Eukaryota; Viridiplantae; Streptophyta; Magnoliopsida; Rosales; Rosaceae
Product: protein RADIALIS-like 1-like
Exons: 1
Coding region: 34-309 (91 amino acids)
Molecular function (GO): DNA-binding transcription factor activity
Source: RefSeq, a predicted model, not a curated record
ACCACACUAAUCUUGCUCUAAAACAUCAGGAAAAUGGUAUCUAACAAGCUGUCGUACCCAGACUCCAGCUCAACUUGGACAGCCAAGCAAACCAAAUUGUUCGAAAAUGCUCUCGCAAUCUAUGAUCAGGAAACCAAUGACCGUUGGCACAAGAUAGCCAAGAUCGUUGGAGGGACAACUGAAGAAGAAGUGAAGAGGCAGUAUGAGAUCCUAGUACACGACAUCAACUGCAUAGAGUCAGGCAAAGUUCCCCUUCCUAAAUACAGGAAAGUAGGAGAAAGCAAGAUCAGCAAUCAGGAAAAGAGGUAAUUCACUUUUUUCUCUUCUUUAGUUGAUAAGAUGAAGCUAGACAAACAGGUUAUAAAUCCUUGAAAUCCUAGUUUAACUUUACUCAGAAUCUGUUCGAUGAAAUAACCAACUGCAAGAAGGGAACUGUAUCUAAAAAAUAAAAUAAAAAUAAAAGGAACAUAAAAGAUUCUAUG